Messenger RNA from Moneuplotes crassus, 617 nucleotides. NCBI's taxonomy places the organism in Eukaryota, Ciliophora, Spirotrichea, Euplotida, Euplotidae. The record is from the annotation of a GenBank genome assembly.
AAAUUUAUUAUAAUGAACCACUAUAAUAAGGUAAAUCAAAAUAGUGCUCUUCCGAAUACAGUAAAUCAAUGGCUUGCUUUGAUUUUCAGACUAGUGAAUAUCUACUUUAUUUAUAAUGAAUUAGAUUUCUUUUGGCAUAAUAGGAAUGAUCUCAAAAUAAUACUUGGAGUUAUCCCAGUCCACUUGAUGUUCAUUGUUCCUAGCCUGAGAUUCCAGCUUUCUGAAAAUGCUAGAGCAGAUCCAAAGUUCAGACGUAGGAUGAUAUGGUUUGGAGCCUUCUCUAUCAUAUUUGCUCUUUUAAACUUAGUAUUAAUGCGCCUCUACAGAGAUAGCAUUAUUGAAAUAAUAGUCAUUCUUGCCUUUGCCUUCUACACUAUGUUUAAUGCAUUCUUGAAUGGAUCUUUGAUGCUAGCUAUUAUAUUCUACGAAAAGGCUCAAAAUCUGGAAUUCUUAUCUCAAGAAGCUCAAUUGGAGAGAUUACAGCCAAAACUUAUUGCUGUCCCAUACCAGUAUCAAAACUUGAAGGCUGAAAUGAUCUAAAGGCUUCCUCUUGAAGAUACAAUGAGUUAGUCCUUCAGAUGUUAAAAAUAUCUUUGUGACUCAUUAAGCCAUUUUCA